AUGUCGUCAAGUUCAGAUAUAAAGAAAUCUCCUCCUUUAGACUAUCCAAUGGAUGAUUUAGAUCCUAAAACUGAUUCAUCAGAUUUAGCAAAUUUUGAAACUUAUCAAAAACCAUCACCAAAAAAUUUAACAAAAUGGGAAGAAUUUAAAGAUUCUUUUAAAAGAAAAGAAGAUGAAUCUUCAAUAGCUCAUUUAGUAAAUGAUACUGAAUCUCAAACAACAAAUAAAGGUGCUCAAGUCAAGAAAAAAUUGAAAACUCGUCAUGUUGCCAUGAUUGCCGUUGCUGGUGGAUGUGGUACAGGGUUAUUAGUUGGUAAUGGUGGUGCAUUAGCAAAAGGUGGCCCAGCUGGUUUAAUUGUUUCAUAUAUCAUCAUUGGUACCAUGAUGUUUUCUACAAUGUGGGCUGCUGGUGAAUUAUCAGUCGCUUAUUCAACUUUAACUGGUAAUUAUAAUGCUUAUUGUGCAAAAUUAGUUGAUCCUUCAUUGGGGUUUGCAGUUGCUUGGAAUUAUGCUAUAAAUUGGUUUACUGUUUUACCUUUGGAAUUAGUUACUGCUUCAAUGACAAUUAAAUUUUGGAAUGAUUCUGUUAAUGCUGAUAUUUUCGUUGCGAUUUUUUAUGUUUUAAUUGUUGUUGUGAAUUUUGUUGGUGCUAAAGGUUAUGCCGAAGCUGAAUUUAUUCUUAAUACUUUUAAAGUUUCAAUGAUUUUAGGUUUCAUCAUCUUGGGUUUAAUCAUUGAUACUAAUACAGGUGGUCAUAUUCAUAAUCAAGGUUACAUUGGUGGUAAAUACUGGAGUAACCCAGGUGCAUUUGCCAAUGGGUUCAAAGGUGUUUGUGCAACUUUUGUUACUUCAGCUUUUUCUUUAGGUGGUACUGAAUUCGCUGUUCUUUCAGCUUCAUUAAUGAAAAAUCCAAGAAAAUCAAUUACAACUGCUAUGAAGAUUAUCUUUUAUAGAAUUUUAAUCGUUUAUUUCGUCUCAAUUAUUGUUGUUGGUUUAUUAGUUCCAUAUGACUCAAAUGAAUUAAUGGGUUCAUCAGAUGCAACAGGUGCUCCAGUCUCUCCAUACGUCAUUGCUAUCCAAACAUAUGGUAUUAAAAUUGUUCCUCAUAUGAUCAAUGCUGUUAUUUUAUUAGCUGUGCUAUCUGUUGGUAAUUCAGCUUUAUAUUCAUCUGCUCGUACAUUCUAUUCAUUAGCUCAACAAGGUUUUGCUCCAAAAUGGUUUGAUUUCGUUGAUAAGAAUGAAAGACCAUUAAGAGCUAUGAUGGUUUCAAGUAUUGUUGGUUUGUUCUGUUUUAUUGCAGCUUAUGAAAAUCAAUCCAACAUUUUCACUUGGUUAUUAUCAAUUUCUGGUUUGUCUGGUAUCUUUACAUGGACAACAAUCUGUAUGAGUCAUAUCCGUUUCAGAGCAGGUAUGAAAGCUCAAGGUUUCAGUCUUAAUGAAUUAGGUUUUGUUUGUAAAGGUGGUAUCUGGACUUCAUAUUAUGCUAUGAUUGUUAAUAUCUUAAUUAUUGUUGCACAAUUUUGGGUUGCAUUAUUCCCAAUUGGUAAAGAUGGUAAAACGGAUAUCGUCAACUUUUUCCAAAAUUAUUUAGGUGUUGUUGUGUUAUUCUUCUUUUAUUUUGGUCAUAAAAUUUAUACCAAGAAUUGGAUUUUAUUUAUCCCUGCAUCAGAAAUUGAUUUGGUUAAAGACAGAACCGUCUUUGAUCAAGAUAUAAUAAAACAAGAAGAUUUAGAAUUAGAAGAACAAAUGAAAGGUAAUCCAAUGAAGAAGAUUUUGAACAUACUUUUCUAA
Hansenula ciferrii is the source of this 1791-nucleotide messenger RNA. Its product is annotated as amino acid permease. The record is from RefSeq and is a predicted model, not a curated record. Lineage: Eukaryota; Fungi; Ascomycota; Saccharomycetes; Phaffomycetales; Wickerhamomycetaceae. Gene Ontology annotation, cellular component: membrane. The transcript has a single exon. Gene Ontology annotation, biological process: amino acid transmembrane transport. Bases 1 to 1791 code for a protein of 596 amino acids. Gene Ontology annotation, molecular function: amino acid transmembrane transporter activity.